AUGUAUGAUUAUCAACAAACCAGUUUACCACCGAUACGUGCUCGCCAACAACGGCCAAACGGUGUUCAAGUCCAACAACUCUAUGAAAGUAGUCCAGUACAUCAUCAUCAACAAUAUUAUCCAACACAUUUACGUCAUGUUGGUGGAGGAGAUACAACAUCUCACAUUGGACAGACGUCAAUUUCCAAUGGAGGAACGACAACUAUUGCUGGAGCAUCGACGUUAUUAAGUAAUAAUAACACCAAUACUAGUAUAACAAACCAUCAUAAUGGUGGUACAAUCGUUGCACAACCAUCAUCUGAACAAUCGUUAAGAAAAAGUCCGAGUGUCGAUAGUCUAGCAUCAUUACGUUCAACAUCUCAACAAAAACGUCAAACAAAUGCACUUGAUCCAGAGACAGCUAUGAAAUCGUACAUGUCGAAAUUAACUACAUUUGAACGUCAUGAAAUAUUUAGUUUUCCACAAAUCUAUUUUGUUGGACAAAAUGCGAGAAAACGUCAAGGAGUAGGUGGUGGACCGAAUAAUUGUAAUUACGAUGACGAAAAUGGAUCAUACAUAGCCGUACAACAUGAUCAUAUAUCAUAUCGUUAUGAAAUAUUGAAAAUUAUUGGUAAAGGUUCAUUCGGUCUAGUUGUCAAAUGUUAUGAUCAUAAACAUGGUAGUCAAGUAGCAUUAAAAAUUGUUCGAAAUGAAAAACGUUUUCAUCGUCAAGCCCAAGAAGAAAUUCGAAUAUUAGAACAUUUAAAAAAACAAGAUCGUGAUAAUACUUUUAACGCAAUACACUUGUACGAAUGGUUUCAAUUUCGUAAUCAUAUAUGCAUCACAUUUGAAUUAUUAUCAAUGAAUUUAUAUGAAUUAAUUAAAAAAAAUCGUUUUCAAGGUUUUAGUUUACAAUUGGUGAGAAAAUUUGCCCAUUCAAUAUUACAAUGUUUAGACGCAUUAUAUAGAAAUAAAAUUAUACAUUGCGAUUUAAAACCAGAAAAUAUUUUAUUAAAACAACAAGGAAGAAUGAUUGAUUUUGGAUCAAGUUGUUUUGAACAUCAGCGUGUAUAUACUUAUAUACAAUCAAGAUUUUAUCGUGCUCCAGAAGUGAUAUUGGGUGCCAAAUACGGUAUGCCAAUCGAUAUGUGGUCAUUGGGAUGUAUAUUGAGUGAAUUAUUAACCGGUAUGCCCUUAUUUCCGGGUGAAGAUGAGUCUGAUCAAUUGAGUUGUAUCAUGGAAAUUAUUGGAAUGCCAAGUCAAAAAUUAUUGGAUUCAUCAAAACGUGCAAGAAAUUUUGUUAGCUCCAAAGGUCAUCCGCGUUACUGUACAUUAACUACAUUGCCUGAUGGAUCAACUGUUUUACAAGGCGGUAGAUCAAAACGCGGUAAGCCGCGUGGUCCACCGGCAACCAAAGAAUGGUCACAAGCAUUAAAAAAUUGCGAUGAUCCUCUAUUUAUUGAUUUUCUUAAACGUUGUUUCGAAUGGGAUCCAACCCUUCGUAUGACACCACCUCAAGCAUUAAGACAUUCGUGGUUAAGACGGCGUUUACCUAAACCGCCUGCUGAACCAGCCCCACAAAACAGACCGUCUGCCGUCUUACGUCAUCAUCAUAUGAUACCAGGACAACAACAUCAGACAUUAAACGGUCAUACGAGUGCCACUGGACGAACUAAUAGUGGCAUAGGAGGAAAUACCGCUAAUGGUGUAAAUGGUGGUGGCACAUAUACGAGCCAUCAUCAUUUGUAUCAUUCAAAUAAUAAUAAUACAUUAUCGAAAGCAUUUCCGUCGACAGCUGAAUUAAAUCGACAUCAAAAACUUCCACAUAUCGGUCAGACUUUAAAUUCUGUCCUCGAUUGA
This is a messenger RNA of Didymodactylos carnosus, 1839 nucleotides long. The record is from the annotation of a GenBank genome assembly. Lineage: Eukaryota; Metazoa; Rotifera; Eurotatoria; Philodinida; Philodinidae.